CAAACUCCGAAAGUCCAGCAUCAAAAGUCGAACAGAUCGCACAAUUGCAACAUCACUCAGGCCUCCCGCUAUUCAGACGAGCCUCAUAUAUCACUCGAAUACGGCGUGCGGGCUAAAGUAGAUGGCGACACACUUGGCGCUUUGCUGUACCUGGCACUGACGCCCUCCUAUCUCCGUUAGGCUGCCUUAACCCCUCUCCCCGUUUCACCUUCAAAGCAUCGACUCUCCUCCUCCCCCACCACGCAACCUUCAACCUCUCCUCGACAAAUCUGCAAGCAAUAGUAGGAGCACAAUCAAAGCGGCGCAAAAUAAAAGCACAAGGAACUCCUAAUACCCAUCCCAGUGGGGUAAACCAGCCAUGACGUCCUACUUCUCUUCGUUCAAAUCCUCCUCCGCAAUCUCCAACUUCAGCACCCGUUUCAAUUCUCUUCGCCGUGCCAUAUCCUCCGGGGACGAGACUGACGACCCGGACUCCGAAGACUGCUCUCACAUAUCCAAUGUCCUGCGAGCCUACUACACCGAAAAGGGCCGCAGGCUCCCUCCCUGGCUGCCCGCAGACCCCAAGUCCCCCGCCCCUCCAACCCCAACAGUCGCCGUCGCAACCCAAGCCUCCUUCCAGGGAUAUGGUGGAGCAGCGCCACCGGGAGGACCCGCGGCCGGCGGUCGCGGUGCUGGUGGCGGCCUAGGUGAUCUAUGGGGAGACCCGUCACCGGCCAGACCGCCGCCGCAACACCAAACCUCGAGUCUGCGACUAGGCCGCAACCCAUCACACCAACCCGCCCCAUCAUCCUCGACGCAUCUCAUGCCUUCACCUUCGAAUGCGCCCACCCGGCCAGCCACAUCGGCCUCCAGCUCACGUACCGCGGGCUCGUAUUUUGAUCGCCAGCAGUCGCGCACCCCUCCGCCUCCCACAGCCACAAGUGCCCGUCCGCUUCCCAGCCAGCGCGCGGGGUCCUACCAAACUUCCCAGGCUGCGGCCGCGCAGCAGCAGGGUAGACUGGGUACGGGAAUCGAAAGGUCUACGUCCGGUGUGUCGGCCCAGGAGCGGCUCCGGGCAAGGCUGCAUGGAGGUGCGGUGAGUUCAUCACCUACCCGCACGCCGAGCCCUGAGUAUGGUAGAAAUGAGCCGAGUGGUGGCGGUGGACAGCCUUACACGGGGUCAAGCCGGCCGUGGGAAUCUGGAGAUCGUCACGGUUCUUCGACUUACGGUAGUGGUGGGGGUGGAGGGGGUGGAGGAGGCAUUGGGAACGGGCUUCAGGGAAGACGGCUUGGGCAGCAUCGAGGACCUCGAUAAGGACACCUGUUCAGGUGUUGGGUUUUCAGUCCCUUCCGUCAGGAUUAUGUUUUUUAUUCCCCUUUCCUAUUGCUUAAUAUCCCUCCAGCUUCGGCGUUUAGUGGACAAUUUGCGUCUCUUUUUUACCCCUUUAUAUAGCAUUUGGUGACUUUUCGAUGUUAUGGCCCUGUGCUGUCCCGUUUUUCUUCCUCAGUUUGGUGCUGUGGCUCUAUGCGGGUUCUGGAUGGUUUUUUGCUGGCGUGAUGAUUCUUUGUGGUAUUUGCCCUCUCCGGUCUAUUUUCUGUACAUAAAUAGGGAUCCUGGAGUGGAUAUCGAACAUAACUUGUCCAAUAUUAUUGAGAUAAAAUCAAGGAGUACGAAGAUCUACAAUACCUUGUGUGGUAUUCAAAAUUGAAAAUGCGGGUAUGCUACGUGGAACACGGCUCAAAAACACGCACACGGUUAUAUAGGGAUAUGGAGAGAAAAAAAAAUGCGUUAAAAGUCAACAAUUCUAGCCAUUCCGUACGCCCGACCCAAAAAGAGCAAAAACAAGUUAUACAAAAAGAAAUUUCGUCACAUAAAAGACACCAGGGGUGACGAUGACAACGUAAAAAUGAAUAAACCAAGACAAAAAUUCGUAAAGGCACAUCCCAAUAUCAGCCCCGAACCUUCCGAUAACUAGGCGGGCUCCACGUCCUGCUUAUCAGUUUCACAGCCCAGACGGGUACGAGGGCAAUAGCCGCAACAACAAUAACCCGCCACACCCAUGCUAGAGUAACAACAUACUUCAAGUCGAAGUAAUCACCUAGGAAGGGCACGCUGGCCGCAUAAACGAUAGCCGUGCCAACAAUACACAGGAUCAUGACGGGAUGCCACGUGGUAAUCGAAACAGCCACCAUGACUAGCUCGUUCAGCACAAGCGCCGUGAAAGAAACACUGAUCAAUUUCGGCCCCGUCACCUCCCCGACAAGAAUCUGCGAGAGACCCUGGAUGAUUGAACCCUGGU
This is a messenger RNA of Blastomyces dermatitidis ER-3, 2279 nucleotides long. RefSeq lists its product as uncharacterized. The transcript has a single exon. Bases 359 to 1294 code for a protein of 311 amino acids. The record is from RefSeq and is a predicted model, not a curated record. NCBI's taxonomy places the organism in Eukaryota, Fungi, Ascomycota, Eurotiomycetes, Onygenales, Ajellomycetaceae.